UACACUUAACAAACGAGACGAGAGAAUUGGAAGAAAUUUGGAGCAUCGAAGUAAAGCGGCAAACCCUAAAACGAAGUUUCAAACUGUAGCAACAAUGGACGAAGAAGUUGCAGCAUCAGAAAGCAGAAAAGAAACCACCGAAGUAGCACCGGCACUCAUCGCCGUCCACCCUGACGGCCACCACGUCGCCGUCGCUGUCGGACCGGACCUCCGCGUCUUCAACUUCCUUUCCAAUUCUGCAGUUUCCUUACUCGAUGAAUCCGUUAACCAACCUUUUCAUAAAGACAAUAUCAGAGCAAUUCGAUUCGGUGCAAAAGGAAAACUGUUUGUAUCUGCUGGUGAUGAUAAAACCCUAAAAAUCUGGUCACCGGAAAAUUGGAAGUGUAUUUCGACGGUUUUGUCGGAGAAGAGAGUUACUGCUGUUGCUAUAAGCAAUGAUGGAUUGUAUGUUUGUUUUGCUGAUAAAUUUGGACUUGUUUGGAUUGUGGAUCUCAAUAAAAAUUCGCACGAUAAGAAGCCGAUACCGCUUCUUUCUCAUUAUUGCAGUAUAAUCACUAGCUUGGAAUUUUCGCCGGAUAAUCGGUAUAUUUUGAGUGCUGAUAGAGAUUUUAAAAUUCGUGUUACUAAUUUUCCUAAGAAUCCGUUAAAUGGAGCUCACGAGAUACAGAGUUUUUGUCUUGGUCAUACGGAGUUUGUUUCCUGCCUUGCUUUCGUUCCAGCUCAGGAAAACCCUCAUAGUCUUCUUCUAUCUGGCAGUGGUGAUUCCACAGUACGAUUGUGGGAUAUCACCUCGGGUGCACUCCUAUAUACUUGUGAAGUUGCAAUUAAGGCAGGGCUUUUAGAGUCCAAUGGUAAUGCAGAGGAGCAUGACCAUGCUGUUACUGAUUUAUGUACUACCUUGGAUGGUUUGCUUGUUGCCGUGGCCAUUCAGAGCUUGCAAGGAAUUGUAUUGUUGAGUUGCAACGUUUCUGCACAAACGCUUUCUGUUGCCAAGGUUGUUUCCAUUGCAGGAGAGAAUUUUGUCCCUACCUGCCUGGCAAACAACCCCUCUACAAGGGAAUUGUGGAUGGUUACAGGUGUCUCUAGUUUACCUGGAUAUGAUUACCCCUCUUUGUCUCGUGUCCUAGUAAUUUCUGGUGUUGAUGUUGAGCAAGAGCCAGUUGUUCUGGGAGAUGAUAAGAUACCCGGGGGUAUAAAGCUGCUAGAAACGUUACAAGGAACUGCAUCUUUUGAUGACAAUGCUUUUUUGGUAGCAGCUGAAGCUGUCAAAGCAGCAAUGUGUAACCUAUUAAUAAAGAAGCAAUACCCUUUCGAGAAUAGAGAAUAUAGAAAGAAAACUAGAAAUGAUAGAAAACUCAAGGAAUAACAAUAUGCAAUCAAAUUUUGUUUUAUUAAUUUAUCUAGCAGCUUAGCUCAAUUUCCUUGGUUAGAAAUUCUCAAACCCUACUAUGUAUUCUAGAUUCUUUGUAUUUCCUAUUGUUUAUUUUCUGAUGAAUAUGUCAAAAUGUUGAAACAACCAUAUUGCCAUCAAUUUUGUGGUCAGUCUUCAAUUGUGUGAAACAUCUAGUAACUAUUGUAUUUGCUCAUGACUUCAUGGACCAUGGUGCAGCACAA
This is a messenger RNA of Medicago truncatula (barrel medic), 1614 nucleotides long. Its product is annotated as tRNA (guanine-N(7)-)-methyltransferase non-catalytic subunit wdr4. NCBI's taxonomy places the organism in Eukaryota, Viridiplantae, Streptophyta, Magnoliopsida, Fabales, Fabaceae. Gene Ontology annotation, cellular component: nucleus; cytosol; tRNA methyltransferase complex. The record is from RefSeq and is a predicted model, not a curated record. Gene Ontology annotation, biological process: tRNA modification; RNA (guanine-N7)-methylation. The transcript has 9 exons. Gene Ontology annotation, molecular function: protein binding. Bases 95 to 1366 code for a protein of 423 amino acids.